This is a messenger RNA of Mauremys reevesii (Reeves's turtle), 2053 nucleotides long. It is a transcript of the gene OLFM3, whose product is annotated as olfactomedin 3. NCBI's taxonomy places the organism in Eukaryota, Metazoa, Chordata, Testudines, Geoemydidae. The transcript is spliced from 6 exons. The coding region runs from base 95 to 1471 and encodes 458 amino acids. Gene Ontology annotation, biological process: signal transduction. The record is from RefSeq and is a predicted model, not a curated record.
CUGGCAGAAAGUGCAGCUGACUAGCCUGGGCUCUGCAGCGAGAGCGGAGUGAAUGAAUGAAGAGUGAAAAAAGAGGCGCACACCUAGGAUCAGAAUGCAGGCGCCCUCCAACAUCCUCAACCUGCUGCUGCUGGCUUUGCUCGCUGGGCUCGACCCUUCCAAGACUCAAAUUAGCCCCAAAGAAGGAUGGCAAGUGUAUAGUUCAGCCCAAGACCCAGAUGGCCGAUGCAUUUGUACUGUAGUUGCACCAGAACAAAAUUUAUGUUCCAGAGAUGCCAAAAGCAGGCAACUUAGACAACUGCUAGAGAAGGUUCAGAAUAUGUCCCAAUCUAUUGAAGUUUUAAACCUACGGACUCAGAGGGAUUUCCAGUAUGUUUUAAAAAUGGAAACACAAAUGAAAGGGCUGAAGGCUAAGUUUCGGCAAAUUGAAGAUGAUCGGAAGACAUUAAUGACAAAGCAUUUUCAAGAUUUGAAGGAAAAGAUGGAUGAGCUGUUGCCAUUGAUCCCAGUUCUGGAACAGUACAAAACUGAUGCCAAGUUAAUCACCCAGUUCAAGGAGGAAAUUAGGAAUCUGUCAGCAGUUCUCACUGGGAUUCAGGAAGAAAUUGGUGCCUAUGACUAUGAGGAACUACACCAGAGGGUGCUCAGUUUAGAAACCAGACUUCGAGACUGCAUGAAAAAACUCACAUGUGGCAAAUUGAUGAAAAUUACAGGCCCCAUUACAGUCAAGACCUCUGGAACCCGAUUUGGAGCCUGGAUGACAGAUCCUUUAGCAUCAGAAAAGAAUAACCGAGUCUGGUACAUGGACAGUUAUACUAACAAUAAAAUUGUCCGUGAAUACAAAUCAAUCACAGACUUUGUCAGUGGGGCUGAAUCAAGAACAUACAAUCUUCCGUUCAAAUGGGCAGGAACCAAUCAUGUUGUCUACAAUGGCUCCCUCUAUUUCAACAAGUAUCAGAGUAACAUAAUCAUCAAAUACAGUUUUGACACAGGACGGGUGCUUGCACAGCGUAGCCUGGAGUAUGCUGGCUUUCACAAUGUGUACCCCUACACUUGGGGUGGCUUCUCAGAUAUUGACCUGAUGGCAGAUGAAAUUGGGCUGUGGGCCAUAUAUGCUACCAACCAGAAUGCAGGCAACAUUGUUAUCAGCCAGCUAAACCAGGAUACGUUAGAAGUGAUGAAGAGCUGGAGUACAGGCUAUCCAAAGAGAAGUGCUGGGGAAUCCUUCAUGAUCUGUGGAACUUUGUAUGUUACCAACUCACAUUUAACAGGAGCCAAGGUCUACUAUUCUUAUUCCACGAAAACCUCCACUUAUGAGUAUACAGACAUUCCUUUCCAUAAUCAGUACUUUCAUAUAUCCAUGCUUGACUACAAUGCAAGAGAUAGAGCUCUCUAUGCCUGGAACAAUGGACAUCAGGUCCUGUUCAAUGUCACCCUUUUCCACAUUAUUAAGACUGAAGAUGACACAUAAACUUGUCUCUCACCCCCGCUCCCUGCACACGCACACUUCAAAAGUGUCAUUUGUGAUAAACUCUAAAACAUCCUUCUGGAUUUCUUUUUAUUUAAGUUCUUUUUCAUUAAAAAAUGAAAGCAUUUUCUACUGUGCAAUGUGUUCCAAAUAUGGCUGAGCCUGUCAAAAAUGACCUGUUGGAAAUACAAGCAUCCUAACUCUUGAAAAAACAAGGCCUGCCAUGACCUUGUCAUGAAAAGCACUAAAGAGGGUUUAAGUGGCUAAAGACGGUUUUAAAAAGAUUAUGAUCUGCCUUAUAUUAGAGUCAGAGACUAAUGGUGGCUUAAAUGCAUGAAUGUCUUUUUUUACCUUAUGUCUUUUUUUAAUCUGUCUAUUGCUCAACAUCAGGAAAUAUUUUGGUAGCAAUCUGAAGCAUAAUGCACAUUAUUCUUAUUUAUUCCAAGAGAAAGAUUUUAGGGAUUUGAUUUACUUUGAAAAAAUGUAUAUGAUUCAUUUUGCCAUCACACAAUUUCUGAUGCGGUGCUGUACAGUAUGUUUUGAACUCACUUGCAGUUUAUCGACUAUAUGUAUUUCUACCAUUGU